Protopolystoma xenopodis is the source of this 237-nucleotide messenger RNA. Lineage: Eukaryota; Metazoa; Platyhelminthes; Monogenea; Polystomatidea; Polystomatidae. The record is from the annotation of a GenBank genome assembly.
AUGUCCGGACACCACUCGCCCAGCUGUCUAGGGGGUAGCACUCUGAUAUCAAGCGGGAGUGCCGGGUUCACCGGAUCAUUGAUUGGCCUCGAUGUUCAAGCCGCUACACCAUCCGUGCUUGCACUCGCUCUUUCCAGCACAAGCGGCACUAGCAACACAGCCGAUGCAAUGCAAGCAGAUCUAGUCGCAUUUGCUAAGGCUACUGAGCGUUUUAUUGGCCUUCUGCAAGAAGCCUAA